Molecule: messenger RNA, 3852 nt
Organism: Biomphalaria glabrata
Lineage: Eukaryota; Metazoa; Mollusca; Gastropoda; Planorbidae
Exons: 1
Coding region: 1-3852 (1283 amino acids)
Biological process (GO): DNA integration
Molecular function (GO): nucleic acid binding; zinc ion binding
Source: RefSeq, a predicted model, not a curated record
AUGUCGGAAAAUCUACUGACGCCACCCCAUUGCCUGGAACUAACGGAAGGAAAUGUUAGCGAAAAUUUCAGACGGUGGAGACGGCAGAUGGAAAUAUAUCUGCAGGCGACGGGGGCCUACGGAAGGCCCAAAAGCCAACAGAAGGCCAUCAUACUACAUUGUGCCGGUCCACAGGCCAUCGAAGUCAGUGACCAAUUCACAUACCAGGAAGGGGAGGACGAGGGCGACCCGGAGACACUAUUGAAAAAGCUACACGACUACUGCAACCCAAGAGACAACGAAGUGUUAGAGACGUUUCGCUUUUGGAAAUUACCCAUCUGCUCCCCAUUUGAAACCUACCUAACGAAGCUAAAGUCCCAGGCAAACAAGUGCAAUUUUAAGGAGCCAGACAGGAUGAUCCGGGACAAAAUAGUGUUCUCCUCAGACAGAAAAGUGCAGGAAAAACUCCUGGCAUGCCCAGAGCUGUCCCUGAAAAGAACAAUUGAGAUUUGCAGAGCCUUCGAACAGUCAACGACCAGUGUUGAGGAAAUACGAGCUGAAGCUCAGGCCCAAGUUGACAAAAUGGAAAGAACAACACAAAAAUCUACAGCUACACCCUUAGAGUGCCGAUUCUGUGGACGACACCACGCGUUCAAUAAAACAGCAUGCCCGGCUUGGGGACAGACAUGCAAGCGAUGCGGGGAAAGAAACCACUUCGCAAGAAAGUGCAACAGAGCAAAAGGAAGCACACUUGUACACAAGGCGUCAGGGUACGAGCCAGAGUGGCUAAAUACAAUAAAUGCACUCAAGUCGACAAGAGACAGGCUCACGGCUGAAUUCGUAGUGAAUGGUCAAAGAGUGAAAUUCCAGUUAGACACAGGAGCCGACGUCAACAUCAUUUGUAAAAGAUUUGUCAAGAGAUGUCAAGCAGUGGAGACCACACAAACUCUAAGAAUGUGGAACAUGACUGAACAGAAGCCAGAAGGAGUUGCUGAUUUACCAAUGACAAACCCAAAAACUGGGAAAACAACUGUAGUGAAGUUCGUCGUCGUUGGAAAUAACUUCCAAUGCCUCCUAGGCUUGAAAACGUGUCAAGAACUGGACCUCAUUACACUCAACGACAACAAUUUUGUCUCUCAAGUUCAGUCAACCAACGAUAACCUAGGUGACCUAGGAGAAGCGAAACUAACCAUCGAUGCAAGCAAGUCUCCAGUGGUGUCUGCAUGCCGCAAUAUUCCUUUCGCAUACAGAGACAAAGUCAAGAAAGAGCUUGAUGCACUCGUGAAGAGAAAAAUACUGGUCCCGGUAGAGGAGCCAACGGAUUGGGUCAGUCAAAUGGCCAUUGUUCAGAAAAAAAACGGAGAUUUGCGAAUCUGUAUAGACCCACAACACUUGAAUAGAGUCUUGAAAAGGGAGCAUUACAGACUCCCCACAUUUGAAGAUACUCUACCCCAGUUCGAGAACGCCAAAGUCUUCUCGAAACUUGACGUUAAAGAAGCCUAUUGGCAUGUUCGCCUUGACAAAGAAUCAAGUAUCCUGACAACAAUGAUAACACCUUACGGCCGUUAUAGAUGGACAAGGCUGCCCUUCGGACUAUGUGUCAGUGGAGAAAUCUUCCAAAGAAAACUGUCACAAGCACUGGAAGGCCUCAGCGGCUGCAUCAAUGUCGCCGACGACAUCAUUGUAGUCGGGUGUGGCAGAACAAUGGAAGAGGCGUUGUGGGACCAUAAGGCAAAACUGGAAAAUCUGCGAGAAAGAUGCAAAAGAAAAUCCAUAAUACUGAACGAGAGCAAAACAUUGGAACAAAAAGAGGCAGUCGAAUUCAUGGGGCACGUCAUCAGUGCACAAGGCAUUAAACCAGACCCCAAGAAGGUGCAGGCCAUAGUGGACAUGGAUCGCCCUACAAACGCGCAGCAAGUCCGACGAUUCUGUGGUAUGGUGCAGUACCUAUCAAAGUUCCUUAGCAACCUGUCAGCCAUAUCACACCCCCUGCGGGAACUCACCAAGAAAGAAACGGAUUUUGAUUGGAAUGAGGAAUGCGAAGUCGCCUUUAGGAAACUAAAAGAAAUGAUAACAACAACCCCGGUGCUGGGUUUCUAUAACGCAGCCAAAUCCCUUGAAAUUCAGGUCGACAGCAGCCAAGAUGGGCUUGGUGCCGUGUUGAUGCAGGAAGGGAAACCAUUGGAGUAUGCCUCACGAGUCUUAACACCAACGGAAAAGAGAUGGGCUCAAAUAGAGAAAGAACUACUGGCAGUAGUUUUCGGACUUGAGAGGUUCAAUCAAUACACUUUUGGCAGACCCGUCACAAUCUUAAAUGACCACAAACCCCUUGCUACCAUCCUACAAAAACCCCUAAACCAAGCCCCAAGACGGUUACAGAACCUCAUCAUGAGAAGCAAUAGAUAUGAUUUCACAUUCAAGUGGGUUCGCGGAAACGAACUGUACAUAGCCGACACGUUAUCCCGUGCAUGCAACACUAAGCCAUUUACUGAAGAAAUAUUGAACCUCAACAUCCAACAAAUCGUCGAUAUUCCCGAUCCACUGCUGGACAGAAUUAGAAACGAAACAGAUGCUGAUGAAACUCUACAAGCUCUCCGAAAGACCAUUGAAGACGGUUGGCCUGUCAAGAAAACUGCCGCUCCUGCGGCUCUGAGGCCCUAUUAUGACUUUGCCGAAACCCUGAGUAUAAGUAAUGGAAUCAUCGUCAAGGGGGAAAGAGUACUAAUUCCCAAAAGCAUGCGCUCAGAGAUGAAGGAGAAGUUACACGCCUCCCACCUAGCAUACGACAGCAUGAUGAGGCGGGCGAGGGCUCUGAUUUUCUGGCCAGGAAUGGCUGCAGAAAUCAAACAGAUGUCCGACUCGUGCACUGCCUGCCAAGAGAAUAAGCCAAGCAAUCAAAGAGAAACGCUGUGGCCACAUUAUGAAGGGAAAGGACCUUGGGAAAAGGUUGGAACAGACUUAAUGGAGAUCCAAGGGAGAACAUACUUGAUCACAGUGGACUAUUUCUCAAAUUGGAUCGAAGCUGACUUAUUAACAACAUCAACCUCAACCGAGGUGAUAAGAAAACUGAAAGCUCACUUUGCCAGAUUCGGAGUCCCUAAAGUCCUAAUCUCUGACUGCGGGCCUCAAUACACGUCUCACGAGUUCGCCGUAUUCACUAACAGAUGGAACAUAUCGCACAUCAGGUCCGAUCCCGGACACCCCAAAGCCAACGGAAAAGCAGAGGCCGCAGUAAAAACAAUCAAAAACAUGAUGAGAAAGACCAUCGGAACCGGAGAUGAUCAAUACGAAGCCCUGCUGGAACUUCGCAACACUCCCAAACAGGACUGUGGCUAUAGCCCAGCCCAGUUGUGUUUGAACAGAAUAACACGGUCACUUCUACCCCUGAAUAAACCCCUUGAGCCUGAAAGCUACACAGCAGGCCUGGGGGCGAAAGCCCGUCACAGGCACACCAUAAAAAAACACUAUGAUAAAAGAGCUAGAGACCUCCCCCGGCUGAGUGUGGACCAAAACGUUUACUUCCAGAGUCCAGGAAACAAUGAGUGGCGGCCUGGCAAAAUCAUUAUGAGAAACAGUGAGCGGUCCUACACCGUGAAGGGAACAACGGGCGGUACCUACGUUAGGAACAGAGUGCACAUCCGGCCCAGAAAUGUCCCUUACUCAGACAUCUUUUCAGAUGACGAAACGGCAACUCAUGAGGCACCACUAGAUGCCUCAUCCACAGACUUAACACCACACCCUGCGUUAGAGUCCAGCGCCGGCCCUGAUGGGAUACCACCCUUGGCUCACGGAGCAGAGCCUAGCGUGAGAAGGAGUGGGCGAACGAGAGCCACACCUACGUGGCACAAGGACUAUGACAUGGGCAAGUGGUGA